GUACAGUAAACAGUGAUUAAACUCAGCAGUCUCUGACUUGCUGCUGAUUUUGUGCCGCGAGUUUUUGUUUUCCAGCUGACUACUUCAAAUAUGUGUUUAUGAACUGCGACUUGUUUCGUCUGUCGCAGCCUGAUUUAGUGAGAUAUUUCCCCGCUUCGUUACUUAAUAGCAGCCAGAAGAUGUCUGCUGAUAAAGACGAGGAGCAGCAGAGGUUGAAGGCAGCAGUCCAUCACACCGCGGCUCGUCUGUGUGUGAAGAUGGGAGAGGACCAGCGGAGGCCGUUCAGCAGACAGGUCGUAGCAGCGAUAGCAGAGACAACCUUCAGACAGUGUGAUAUAUUUGCUAAAGACCUGGAGGCCUUUGCAAGACAUGCUAAAAGAAGCACAGUGUCCUCAGAAGAUGUAAAGCUUGUGGCCCGUCGCAGUACUGCAUUGUCCAUCUACAUACAAAAUAAAAGUGAAGAACUGAACCAGGAGCAGAGGGAUUUGAAAAAGAAGAGUUCUGGGAAGAGGAAGAGCAGAGACACUGAGGAGGAGAGCAGAGAAUAAGGACAAGACACAGGCCGGCCGGCAGCCUCUCACUUGUGCUCAACAUUCAAAUAAACAUGAAGGCUGACUAAAACAUGACAGAAAGUUAAGAGUCAUCAAAGGUGUCAUAGUCAUGCUGUUAUGGGAAAUAUGCAUUUCAACGUUCAAUGAUUCUACAGCAUGCAAUUAUAUUUUAUAUAUUACAAUAGUUUUAUGUACACUUUCUACAGAUUUAGAGAAAAUAACUUCUGACUGUUAUCUGUCCUGGGACCUGCUGAUGCAACGUCAAAUUCUAGUGCAUUUGGCACUGGUUUGACAUACAACAGUAAUAAAUUAUCAUUUUUGAACUUAUUGGAAAGUAGGAACUCUGCUAAAUUAUAUUCCUGCCUUGUUUCUCCAAACUAACACAGAUGUUCUAAAUAUGUAUUUUUCACUUGGGGAAAUCUCAAAUGUACAGUUAAGACUGCCUAGCAAACUAUCCAUAAUGGACACUUCAUUAGG
This is a messenger RNA of Sebastes umbrosus (honeycomb rockfish), 1028 nucleotides long. RefSeq names its product centromere protein S (gene cenps). NCBI's taxonomy places the organism in Eukaryota, Metazoa, Chordata, Actinopteri, Perciformes, Sebastidae. Gene Ontology annotation, molecular function: protein heterodimerization activity; chromatin binding. Gene Ontology annotation, cellular component: Fanconi anaemia nuclear complex; FANCM-MHF complex. The coding region runs from base 99 to 548 and encodes 149 amino acids. The record is from RefSeq and is a predicted model, not a curated record. The transcript is spliced from 5 exons. Gene Ontology annotation, biological process: replication fork processing; resolution of meiotic recombination intermediates.